AGGUGAAUGCAGUUGCUGUAAACACAGAGAGCCUCAGAGAACUUGUUAAACACACUUUUCUCUUUUUAUUUGUAGCUCAGUUGAAGAUUCGGCUCAACAAGUGGCUGUUCAAGUAUGAUGCGACCAAAAGAUUUACGCCAGGGCUCUGGCACUAAGACCUUCCUGGACGCCAUGCACGGUGGAAAAGUUCACCUGGCACGUUUCAUCCUGGAUGCAUUGGACGGACGCAUCAUCAAUUCCAAGACAGAAAACAGCCGCACCCCGCUUAUGUAUGCUGUCUGCCUACAAGACGCUGGGACCAGAGCCAAAUUUACCAGGCUGUUGCUUGAGAAAGGAGCUGAUGUGAACUGCCAGGACGAGGAUGGUCGGACUGCCCUGAGCCAUGCAUGUGAGAUGGGUCACCUGGACGUGGUGAAGCUUCUGGUGCAGUUCAAUGCUGACCCAGAUGCCUCAGAUGCCUGGGGUAACAGCGCUCUGAUGUAUGCUGCCUUCUCUGGGCACAGCCAGGUCCUGGAGUUCUUGGUGCGGGCUUUCAAAAGACUGGGACUGAGGCUGGACAGAACCAAUAACGCCGGUCACACUGCCAUUGAGGUGGCCAACUUCUUCGGACACAACCAAUGUGUGCAGAUUCUUAACUUUUCUUGCAGGAGGAGUGUUGCACAGAUGAACCGCUCCCUGAUUCAACUGGUGAGGGAGACAACCGGCUGCCCAACCGGCUCCCCAGGUAUCUUCUGGAGAGGUUUUCAAAGCAGUUAAACAACAGUGAAGACCA
Notolabrus celidotus (New Zealand spotty) is the source of this 772-nucleotide messenger RNA. RefSeq names its product ankyrin repeat domain-containing protein 63 (gene ankrd63). The record is from RefSeq and is a predicted model, not a curated record. Gene Ontology annotation, molecular function: protein binding. NCBI's taxonomy places the organism in Eukaryota, Metazoa, Chordata, Actinopteri, Labriformes, Labridae. The transcript has a single exon. Bases 115 to 756 code for a protein of 213 amino acids.